AACACUUCAGGACACAUUCAGCAGGCUUCCCAGGGUCCAGCUCGUUCUGCUUUCCAAAUGACUGCAACCUAAUUGCUGCAAAUCUACAGUAGUCCCUGGAGAGGAUGAAGUGGUGAAAGGAUGGGGCUUUCUCCUGCGCGAUUGCACAAUGGCCAGAGAGGACUCUGUGAAGUGCCUACGCUGUCUGCUCUACGCCCUCAAUUUACUUUUCUGGCUGAUGUCAGUAUGUGUUUUGGGGGUUUCUGCAUGGAUGAGAGACUACAUAAAUAAUGUACUCACGCUGACAGCGGAAACAAGGGUGGAAGAAGCUGUACACCUCAUCUACUUCCCUGUGUUCCAUCCAGUGAUGGUUGCUGUCUGUUGUUUCCUCAUCAUUGUGGGCAUGCUGGGUUACUGUGGAGCUGUGAAGAGCAACUUGAUACUUCUUGCCUGGUAUUUUGGAAGCUUGUUGGUAAUUUUCUGCAUUGAGUUAGCGUGUGGAGUCUGGACGUAUGAGCAGGAAGUCACGGCUGUAAUUCAAUGGUCUGAUAUGGUUAGUCUGAAAUCCAGGAUGCCAAAUUAUGGCCUACCUAGAUACCAGUGGUUGACUAAUGCUUGGAAUUUCUUUCAAAGAGAGUUCAGGUGCUGCGGAGUGGUGUAUUUGACUGACUGGCUAGAGAUGACAGAGAUGGAUUGGCCCCCUGAUUCCUGCUGUGUGAAAGAAUACCCAGGAUGCGCCAAACAAGCACACCAUGGAGAUCUCAUCGAUCUAUAUCAGGAGGGCUGCAGCAGGAAAAUGUACAGCUUCCUAAGAGGAACAAAACAGCUGCAAGUGUUACGGUUUCUGGGAAUUUCUAUUGGCGUUACCCAGAUUCUAGCAAUGAUUCUCACUAUAACCUUGUUGUGGGCUCUGUAUUAUGAUCGUAAAGAUCCCAGAACAGAUCCAAACAUACCUCUGAAUCUUGAAAGUACACAGUACCAAUGUCAUCCAGUGGACACUUUGCAGCCACAACUGUCAAGGACUUCUGAUCAAAGAACUACUGCCAAUGGAUUAAAUACAUAUCUUGAAAUGGAUGAACUGUAACUAGUUGCAUUUACUGUGUUGGUGCAAGUGCCAGGGGUUUUGUUCUGCAGUUGAAUUUUAUAUUUAUGUCAUUAUGCA
Nanorana parkeri is the source of this 1141-nucleotide messenger RNA. It is a transcript of the gene TSPAN12, whose product is annotated as tetraspanin 12. Bases 149 to 1063 code for a protein of 304 amino acids. Lineage: Eukaryota; Metazoa; Chordata; Amphibia; Anura; Dicroglossidae. Gene Ontology annotation, cellular component: membrane. The record is from RefSeq and is a predicted model, not a curated record. The transcript has 8 exons.